AUGGCCUCGUUACCUUCCUCCCAAUACCAGCUUCUCCCCGCUGAAGUAUCCGACGCCGCCGUGAUUCAUGAGCUAGACACGCUCGCUUUUGGAGCGGAGGAGCUUGCUCAGAUCGUCUUCGACGGCCACAAUCCAGCCAGCAACUCACUUCGUUUGGAACAAAUCAGAAAUUCAUUGCAAGACCCUGCAGUGACAUAUACCAAAGUAAUGGUGGACGGAAAGCAUGUAGCGCAGGCUCAGUGGGUACUCAACCUUGAUCCGGACUGGCAUUUGAAGGGAGAGCCAGAGGAGAAGAAGAAGGCGAGGAUGGAGAACGCAGCGAACCCGGAAGCGUAUGGUGAAUUCUUUGGCUGGCUGUAUGGUGUAAGGAAGAGAAGGAUGGGUGGUCAGAAGCAUCUUCUCCUUGCCUCCCUUGUCACGCACCCAGAAUAUCAAGGUCGUGGCAUUGGAUCAUUACUAUUGAAAGAGGGCCUAGCCGUUGCGGACAAGCACAACAUCCCUGCGUGGCUUGAAGCUUCCGCCGCCGGAUAUCCGCUAUACAAGAAAUUCGGGUUCGAAGACGUUGAGAUAUUCGACAUGGAUUUGACUAAAUAUGGUGGGAAAACCGUGGCAAGAAGUGUAGCAAUGGUUCGGCAGCCUCAAGGCAAAUCGGAUUAA
Messenger RNA from Uncinocarpus reesii 1704, 657 nucleotides. RefSeq lists its product as uncharacterized. Lineage: Eukaryota; Fungi; Ascomycota; Eurotiomycetes; Onygenales; Onygenaceae. The record is from RefSeq and is a predicted model, not a curated record. Bases 1 to 657 code for a protein of 218 amino acids. Gene Ontology annotation, molecular function: acyltransferase activity, transferring groups other than amino-acyl groups. The transcript has 2 exons.